Molecule: messenger RNA, 2915 nt
Organism: Scatophagus argus
Lineage: Eukaryota; Metazoa; Chordata; Actinopteri; Scatophagidae
Exons: 10
Coding region: 1371-2687 (438 amino acids)
Biological process (GO): interleukin-15-mediated signaling pathway; T cell activation; positive regulation of ERK1 and ERK2 cascade
Cellular component (GO): membrane raft; external side of plasma membrane
Molecular function (GO): MHC class II protein binding; protein tyrosine kinase binding
Source: RefSeq, a predicted model, not a curated record
AUUUACAUCAUAAAGUUUUCAGCUCAGACUGUGAAACAUUACAAUAAUUCUGCAUUUCCUUAACAAGUAAAAGUACUCAUGUUGCAGUAAAAUGUUCCCUGUCAGUGUGUUCCUGUUCUACCUGCUGUAUUUGGAUUAAUAUUCCUGCUGCUUUUCACUGCUGUAGAUGUUUGGGCUCAUCUGAACUGCUUUCUGUGCUGUUGGCAGCUUUAAUCUCCAGCAGCGCAUCAGAUUCAAUCAGAUAAUCAUGUGUUUGGAGCCUGACUGUCCUGUGAGAACCACAGACCUCUGAACAGUUUCCUCACCUCACAAAGUCAGCCUGUUUUCAGCUCUGUGAAGAUGCAGCUUCCACCUCAACCAGGAGGCUUUUUCCACAGUUUAUUCAGCUGAAGAUGGAGGAGAAAUCAUCCUUUAAUCCUUCACUGUUGGUUGUAGUUAAAGACGUUUUCGUUUCUCCUGGCGUUUCUGUCUCGGCUGUUGUUGUUUGAUAUGCCGUCAUUUUAAGAUGUGUGCGUCUGUUCAGCUUGUUUCUGAUGUUGUGCUGUGAGAGUAAUUAAAAUAAACCAGGAGGAGGAGGGACAGUGUUCAUCCUGACUGAGUCACUUGUGAGAGUUAAACAGCUGAUUGAGAGGACCCUGUGGAAACCCCAAAGGCUUCACUUUUCACUGCUGUUGAUACUUCAGCUCAGUGCGACCUUCACAGCAGCUCAUGUCAGCCAUAAGUGAAGGAGGAAGCUGAGAGCUGAUGUGCUCUGCCUUCAUUAAAGCAACAGUUGUGAGUGAAAAGAAGGAUGACAGUCACUGUGAGGAGGUCACUCUUUAUUAUUACAGGAAGUUGACGCAACAUUUUUCUGUAAGAAGCUGGAGUGUAGAGACUCACAAGUCGAGGAAGCAGAGAGAAAAGAGACACGAUGGCUGGAUUCAGAUGGGGUUGUCACGUCCUGGUUUACUGCCUGUUGAUUUUUGGUCCAUGUGUCAUGUUUCAUGUGUGUUUUCGUGUGUUAUGUUCAAGGUUUUUGUCAUGUCCUGUUUUAUUUUGAAAGCGUCACUUCCCCUGUGUGUCUCUGUUUUCUGUAGCUUUGCUUUUGUUUAACCUGAUUUCUUUCUCCUCCGUUGAUGUGUCUCACCUGAUGUGUCUUGUUAUCUCGUCUAUUUAGUCCUCGUCUUCCCCGUCGCUGGUGUCAGUGCGUUAUAUUGUCUUUUGUCCCAUGCCAGGAUUUGUAUCGUCUCCAUGCUUUUUAUGCCAGAAAACUCUUGACUCGUCUUGUUGUACUUUUUGUUGAUCCUUGCCCCACAGCAGCAGCGACCCGACAGCUUGUCCUCCACUUCACUGUCAGAGAUGGAGAUCAAGUCAGUUUGCCGUGUAAUAAUAUGAUCGACGGUCAGCAGGAAUGUGACAGCACAACAUGGCUCUUCAAUGGUUUAAGACGAGACACAGGAACAGUAGAGCUGAUUACCCACGGACAGAUUGGUGAACAGGCCAAAACCAAAUCAGACAGACUGAGUGUCACAAAGAACUGUUCUCUGGUUAUAAAGAAGGUCUCAGCUGAGGAUGCUGGUCGUUACACCUGCAGACAGUUUGACAAAUCAGGACAACAACAAGGUCCAGACUCUGAUGUUUAUCUGUCUGUGGUCACCACAGCAGCGACCCGACAGCUUGUCCUCCACUUCACUGUCAGAGAUGGAGAUCAAGUCAGUUUGCCGUGUAAUAAUAUGAUCGACGGUCAGCAGGAAUGUGACAGCACAACAUGGCUCUUCAAUGGUUUAAGACGAGACACAGCAGCAGAAGAGCUGAUUACCCUCGGACAGAUUGGUGAACAGGCCAAAACCAAAUCAGACAGACUGAGUGUCACAAAGAACUGUUCUCUGGUUAUAAAGAAGGUCUCAGCUGAGGAUGUUGGUCGUUACACCUGCAGACAGUUUGACAAAUCAGGACAACAACAAGGUCCAGACUCUCUGGUUUAUCUGUCUGUGGUCACCAUGACUGAACGUGAGGACGCUGAUGAGGUGACAUUAAACUGCUCUGUGUGGACACGUGGACGAUGUGGACACACAGUGAAGUGGCUGUUUAAUAUAAUUGAUGUGGAUAAAGAAAACCACCAAGUGAAGACAUCACAGUCUUCCUGCUCUGCCUCUCUGACGGGUCUGAGUUCACAUUUCAUUUAUGAGUCGAGGUUUGACUUGUUGAAGUGUGAAGUGACUGAUGGGGACAAAGUUCAGUUUCUCUUCAGUCCUCGGCCCUCAGGUGAGAAACCAGGUGAGGACACAACAACAACAACAACAACAACAACAACAACAACAACAACAACAACAACAACAACCAAUGAUAUUACAGCAGGACCACCAAACAGCUGGUGGUUGUACGUCCUUGUGGCUGUGGCUUUGCUCGCACUUUUAAUAAUUGUUGUGAAAGUCAUCAGAUGGAGGAGAAGUAAAGGGAGCCAAACUGGAAUGAAGGAUGACGUUGGACUGACCUCAAACCCUGCAGGGACUCAGUCUGCUCCAGAACCCAGUCAGGACACAGCUGAUCCUGAAGACGGAGUUUCCUACGCCUCCAUCAGCCACAACAAGAAUCCCAACAGGAAAGACUGGGUUCGGAGUAAAAAUGAUGACGAUGAUGUGGUGACCUACACAACCGUGAAAGCUUCCUCCACUGAUUUCAGCAACCUUUACGCUACUAUAAACUAACCAAACAAAGCAGUCUAAUGUCAUCAGAUCUUUACUUAUCUCUGUUAAUAUUUUAAUGAUCACCAUCAGAUUAUAUUAUUGCAACAAGCUUCUUAUGGAGCGUGUACGGUAUAAAAGUAAAGCAGAUAUUGUGUCAUAUGCAGGGCAUUUUGCUUACAAGCUUGCUGUUGUGCACUUUAUUGUUCUCAGUGGCAGAUGGGCUAAAAUAUUAUUAAAUAAAUAUAACAA